CGUUGAUGUUCCCCCUUCCUCAAGAUCUGCAACAGCUAAUUUCUCUCUUUUCCUUCCCUUCUCUAAAAUUUAACUGUGCUCCUUCUCAGACGGAGUUGGCGGCAGAUCCUGAACUCGCUCCACGAACCGAAGGGGCCGCCAUGUGGCAUUCAUCGCUUUUCGCGCCGUCUGCAAACUCUCGGAUGGGGCUGGUGCAUCCUCCGCCACAGAGAUAGUCAGCUGAAGCCAUCACACCAAAACUCUGGGCUGGCGAUGCAGAGAAUUGGCUGGAGGCAGGAGAUGCCCCUUGAUUUCAGCAACUGCCACGGAUGUGCCACGCUCCGUGGAGAGCAGCCGACGCCAGAGAUGGCUGCUUGCGACCUUUCCACGGUGUCCGUGGAGAAACGCAUCAGAGAGGAGCAGGCAUGGCAACUCCAGAAAGCCUUCCAAGACUUGCUCUUCCGCUUCCAGGACUGGCUGUGGGCUGCUGAGCUGAUGGCUGCCUCCCCAAACUCCUCUCAGGUGUCCUAUGCCAAUUCCAAGAAAGAGCUGCAAAGGUUCAAGGUGCUACAAAGACAAGUGUCAGACAAGCUGCUGCCUCUGGAAUCCUUAAACAGGCGAUACCAUCAGUUGGUGAGGAGCGGGGCCAUCGGCCCACAGCUCCGGCCCACGGUGCAAGAGGUCAACCAGCGCUGGGACGACCUGCAGGCUCGGACGGCUGCCAUUUGCAAGAGGCUGAAGCACUUUGUGAACCAGUGGGAAAAGUUUGAGCUGGAGAAAGAGACCAUCCGUGUGUGGCUGGUGGAGCUGGACCUCCGACUCACCGACGUGGAGCACUUCUCCAGAGGGACGUCGCUGGAGAAAAUGAUACAGCUGCAGGCAUUCCAGCAAGACGUCCAGGCCAAUGCAGACCGCGUGGACCACCUGCUGGUGCACGGGGAAGCUCUGAUCCAGAAGAGCCAGCCUGAGGACGCGGAGGUCUUGGAGGAGGAGUUGCAGGACCUGAGCUGCUUCUGCCAGGAGGUCUUCCGCAGAGUCUUCCGCUUCCAGGGACGACUGGUCAGCAUGCGGCUGGUCUUUGAGGACGAGUGGUUGUCAGACCAGGACAGUGAUUUGGAGUCUGAGUCCCUCGCGGAAGAAUCCCUGGAGUGGGCGGGCGAUGAUGGUGCUGGGCCACCCCAGCCUCCUGCUGCCCCCAUGCGCCAGUCGACCCCAAAGAACCCCUCGCUGCACCGCCAGCAGCCAGAGGCAAACGUGGAUCUGGAGUGGGAUCCCUCUGUGGAUAUAGGGGGAUCUACGUCGCAUGACGAAGAGGAUUCCUCAUACUCCAGCGCCAUCACAGGUCUGGGCCAGUGGGAAGAACCUCGCCGGAAGUGCAGGCCUUCUGUUUGUGCAUCCCAUUCCUUGCCUUUGAGAUGUGGCAGCCAGGAAGACUUUUCUGUGCAAAAUGGCUUCCAAGUGGAGUGGGAUCAAUUCAGUUCCUCCAUCACAGACCGGGAAAUAAAAAGGUGCAGUUCUGGAACGCCGCACUCACGGGAGCUCCAGGGAUGUCAGCACCCCCAAAAUGGGCCGCCAGAGAAAGGGAGCCCCCGCCAAGCGGAACUGAUGGGAUUUGACCCCCAACGGAUUGAGACUUGGCUGGGCCAGAGCUGCCGGGAGAAGAUGGGAGGGAAGCUGGAGCAAGUCUCUGGGACUUGUGGGCCUGUCUCCCUACGUGUCCUCAAUCUGCAAUUCCCAGUGCAAUCCCAGGCAAGCGGGAAACGACCAAAGAGGCAGAAGUCACAGCGAUGGGCAAAAAAGAAAACUCGGCCAACCCCAGCCAGCAACGUUGAGCAGAUCUGCAAGAAGGAGCACCUCGACUCCCGGCCAGCAGAAAUCGCAAUCACCAUUGAGCAGGGAUCCAGCCUACAAGAGCCUUCAAUCAUCUCCUGCCUCCGAACCCAGAAGCCCCCCAGACUCCCCGCCAUAUGGAACGGGACGGUGAUGAUCCUCAGCGCCAUCUUGCUGCUGCUGCUGCUGUUCCUGGCCAGCCCCUUUCCUCUGUACCCGUCGGAGCUCUCGUCGGAGCUCUCCUGCCUCCAGGAAAACCGCUACGCCAGAUCCUUCCACCUCAUGCUCACGUACAGUGGGCCACCACCCACGUAGAAGGCAGGGAGUGCUGGUGCGGCGUGGACUCUUCAUAAUGCGUGGAGAGAAGAAAGUUGUCUCUGGGAGUUCCACAGGCUCUUCCUCCGGCGGGUUCCAGAAUCUGUUCCUGCAGUGCAGUGCUGGCUGCAUCUGCUCGGAGUUGGACUGUAGCACCUGGUGAAAGAGGAGAAAAUUAACCCCGCCCCCAAGUGUUCAAUUAUUAGUUGUUAACACAAAUAUUCACUGUUAGGCCCAUUCUCCUCCAUUCAUUUAA
Molecule: messenger RNA, 2380 nt
Organism: Podarcis raffonei (Aeolian wall lizard)
Lineage: Eukaryota; Metazoa; Chordata; Lepidosauria; Squamata; Lacertidae
Gene: SYNE4
Product: spectrin repeat containing nuclear envelope family member 4
Exons: 12
Coding region: 253-2124 (623 amino acids)
Cellular component (GO): membrane; meiotic nuclear membrane microtubule tethering complex; nuclear envelope
Source: RefSeq, a predicted model, not a curated record